AUGAUAUUCAAAAUCUUGUUUACUAGCUACCAAGCCAUAGUUAUGCGCUUGGCUAUUGACCUCAAUCUUUUCGAUGUAGUAUUACAGCGGACGGAUGCGGAUGCAACCAACGCCACAGACCGAGUCACUGUGAAUCAGGUAGCCUGCGAUACAAAGGCAGAAAAUGCCUUUGUUGCCCGAAUCAUGCGUUUCCUAUCUUCCAUGGGAAUGCUCAAGCAGCUCAGCAGAGAUACCUUUACGAGAACUUCCUUGACAGAAUCCUUCUGUUCCAACACAUUUCUAUCCCAAGCCAUUAUCCACUACACCCACCUCCAAACCUUCAUAACCGCCCUUCCAGAAUACUUCAAGGCGACCGACUACAAAAACCCAAGUUACGAAAGCAGCGCGCCUUUCCAAUUUGUCCUCAACCCCACGUUCAGCCACUACUCUCUAUACCUCGCCAACAAUCCCUACUACCAAAACGCUACCUCCACGGCCUUGACUCCAUUCUGGAGCCUCUUCAACACCCCAUGGUUUGAGAUCUACCCUAUUGACCGAAUCCGCAAUUCCCCCCCCUCCCCAUUCAACAGAACCCUCUGGCCGGCCCUCAUCUCCCACCCCAGCAAAAAACCCAUGCCUCCUCCCCUUCCUCGCUCGAAAAUCCUCCUCGUCGAUAUCGGCGGCGAUGGCCAAACCCUUCAAGCACUACACGCCCGAUACCCGCACCUCCCGGGCCCUCUCGUUCUUCAACACCCGCCGAACACCCUCGUUCCAUCGCUCCAAGGCAUCAGAACAUAUACAUAUAAUUACUUCGCCCCGCAGCCCAUCAAAGGGGCGAGGGUGUACGUGUUAAACAACAUAUUGCACGAAUGGGCCGAUGAUCGGAUAUUCGGGAUCUUAGAACAGGUGAAGAACGCCAUGCGGAAUGAGUCUGUGUUGUUGGUCGUGGAGAAGGUGAUCCCGGACAAGGACGUGGGAUUGAUGGAUCUGGUACAGGAUUGGAGUGAGAUGGUCUGUUAUGCGAGACGGGAGAGAACGGAGGGGGAGUUUCGGGAGAUUUUACGACGGGUGGGCUUUCGGGUGGGGGUUGCUUGGAAGGGGGAUGCGGGGGUGGAUGCGCGGUUGGGGAUUUCGACUGGGAUGAGGAUGAUGGUUUUGGAGGCGAAGUUGGCGGGGGCAGGGAAGUUUCGCUGGGAAUUAGACUCUGUCGCGUUUGUGGGUGAUCUCAUCUAUAGUAUCCCCUGA
Messenger RNA from Aspergillus ibericus CBS 121593, 1224 nucleotides. Its product is annotated as S-adenosyl-L-methionine-dependent methyltransferase. The record is from RefSeq and is a predicted model, not a curated record. Gene Ontology annotation, molecular function: O-methyltransferase activity. The coding region runs from base 1 to 1224 and encodes 407 amino acids. The transcript is spliced from 5 exons. Lineage: Eukaryota; Fungi; Ascomycota; Eurotiomycetes; Eurotiales; Aspergillaceae.